Messenger RNA from Erpetoichthys calabaricus (reedfish), 1216 nucleotides. RefSeq names its product STING1 ER exit protein 1 (gene steep1). Lineage: Eukaryota; Metazoa; Chordata; Cladistia; Polypteriformes; Polypteridae. The record is from RefSeq and is a predicted model, not a curated record. The coding region runs from base 72 to 746 and encodes 224 amino acids. The transcript has 8 exons.
UGACGUCACUUUAUGCGACGAGGAAGAAAGAGAAUCCGGAGGAGUGUAAUUAGUUGCGUUUUCUGUACAAGAUGCCGAAAGUGGUAUCGCGCAGCGUUGUUUGCUCUGACACUCGAGACCGAGAGGAGUACGACGAUGGGGAGAAGCCCCUCCAUGUGUAUUACUGUUUGUGCGGGCAGAUGGUGCUUGUAUUAGACUGUCAGCUUGAGAAACUUCCUAUGAGGCCCCGAGACAGGGCCAGAUUGAUUGAUGCAUCCAAACAUGCUCAUAAAUUCUGCAAUAUUGAAGAUGAUGAGACAGUUUAUCUACGAAGACCAGAAGGAAUAGAAAGGCAGUUUCGAAAGAAGUGUGGAAAAUGUGGCCUGUUGCUGUUCUAUCAGCACCAAAUGAAGAACACACCAUUCACCUUUAUUGUUGAUGGAGGAGUUGUCAAAUUUGGCCAAGGAUUUGGAAAUACAACUGUCUACAGUCAGAAGCAAGAGCCUCCUAAAAAAGUCCGGGUAAUGAUGACAAAAAGAACGAAGGAUAUGGGGAAGUUCAGCUCUGUGACAGUUUCUACAAUUGAUGAAGAGGAAGAAGAAAUUGAGGCGAGAGAAGUGGCAGACUCUUAUGCACAGAAUGCAAAGGUUAUUGAGAAGCAGCUAGAGCGAAAAGGCAUGAGCAAAAAGAGGCUACAGGAGUUGGCUGAGUUAGAAGCCAAGAAGGCCAAGAUGAAAGGCACCCUGAUUGACAAUCAGUUUAAAUAAUUUUUCUGCUUGUGGCUGUCUUUAUGAUGAAGUAUCCUUGAAACAUUACUUUUGAGAAGAGCUAAGAGAAGCUGAACUACAUUGUACUUGGAGCAGUAUGAACAACAUCAUAAAAGAAGAAAGUUAAAUUGGAAAUUGUGGUACAUGUAGACAAGAAGAUACAAAAACGUUUUCUUCAGACUUUCUAUAUGAUGUGUUAUUGUGCACAUAUUAAAAUGAAUGUGCACCAUCUUUGGGCUACAACUUCUAGUUCACCUGUCCCAAUGUUCAGUCUUUAUGCCCAGAGUUGUAUCGGCUGUUCUUUCUUUUUUUUAACCGUUCUGGAAGCCCACACUUUUGUAUAUGUGCAUUCCCAAAAUGAAUGUUGUUUUUUGUUACUUUUGUACAGUUGAUGUCAUGAUUUAAGCAAUACUUGAUUUGUCUUUUAAGGAUUUUUUUCAUAUUUUGUAAGUAUUGUAAAUAAAAUGUAA